Molecule: messenger RNA, 2505 nt
Organism: Ipomoea nil (Japanese morning glory)
Lineage: Eukaryota; Viridiplantae; Streptophyta; Magnoliopsida; Solanales; Convolvulaceae
Product: dammarenediol II synthase-like
Exons: 15
Coding region: 126-2411 (761 amino acids)
Biological process (GO): triterpenoid biosynthetic process
Cellular component (GO): lipid droplet
Molecular function (GO): beta-amyrin synthase activity
Source: RefSeq, a predicted model, not a curated record
CAGGAAGUCAUUCCCGCACCCCGAUCCCUUCCCUUUCCUAUAUAUAUAUUCCGUUGUUAUCAUAUGCAUGUCUUUCUAGUUUUCGUUUUCCUCUUCUGUUAAAUCACCAGCAGACUAGCAAGAAGAUGUGGAAGCUUAAGAUUGGCGAAGGUGGCGGGCCGUACAUUUACAGUACCAACAACUAUGUCGGCCGACAAAUAUGGGAGUACCACCCUAACGCCGGCACGCCAGAAGAACGAGAAGCGCUUGAAAAUGCCCGCCAAGAGUUCAGAAAAAACCGGGAGAAAGGUUUCCGUGCUUCCAGUGAUUUGUUCAAGAGAAUGCAGAUGAUCAAAGAAAGUGGGGUUGAUGUGUUAAGUCUUCCAGCAAUAAGAUUAAGAGACGGAGAAGAAGUGAACUAUGAGGCAGUCACAACCGCAGUUAGAAAAGCCGUACGGCUGAACCGUGCACUUCAAGCCAAAGAUGGGCACUGGCCAGCUGAGCAUUCUGGACCAAUGUUUUUCAUUCCUCCUUUGAUGAUUGUGUUGUACAUAAGUGGCGCAAUGAAUACCAUUCUGACAUCAGAACACAAGAAAGAAUUAAUUCGAUUUCUCUACAAUCAUCAAAAUGAAGAUGGUGGAUGGGGAUUCUACAUAGGUGGACACAGUACCAUGAUUGGGUCAGCACUCAACUAUGUGGCCUUGCGUUUGCUUGGAGAAGGACCUGAUGACGGUGAUGGUGCCAUUGCUAGGGGUCGAAAAUGGAUUCUUGAUCAUGGGGGUGCUACUCAAAUUCCUUCUUGGGGAAAGGUUUAUCUCUCGGUCCUUGGAGUAUAUGAGUGGGAUGGGUGUAAUCCACUCCCACCAGAAUUUUGGCUUUUCCCUUCCAAUUUUCCAUUCCAUCCAGCAAAAAUGUGGUGCUACAGCCGAUCAACAUACAUGCCAAUGUCAUUCUUAUAUGCUAAGAGAUAUCAUGGGCCACUUACCGAUCUUGUUCUCUCCAUAAGAGCAGAAAUUCAUGUCAAACCUUAUGAUCACAUAAAUUGGAACCGCACUCGCAUGGCUUGUUGUAAGGAGGACAUCUUCUGCCAUCAUACAUUGAUACAAGAUCUGCUGUGGAACACCCUUCAAUACUGCACUGAGCCCAUGAUGAGGCAUUGGCCAUUCAAAAAAAUUAGAGAAAUAGCUGUGAGAAAAGUAAUCAGCCACAUGCGCUAUGGAGCUGAAGUGAGCAGAUACAUUACCACUGGUGCAGUGGAAAAGAGUUUGCAAAUGAUGUGUUGGUGGGCGGAGGAUCCAAGCUGCGAUGAGUUGAAGUACCAUCUGGCUAGGGUUCCAGAUUUUUUAUGGCUUGCAGAAGAUGGGAUGAAAAUGCAGACCUUUGGGAGUCAGAAUUGGGAUACCACUAUGUCCACUCAAGCUAUUAUUGCGACUGGUAUGGUUGAAGAAUAUGGAGAUUGUCUGGAGAAGGCCCAUUUCUAUCUCAAACUAUCACAGAUAAAAGAAAACCCAAAAGGAGACUUCAAAAGUAUGUUUCGCCAUUUCACGAAAGGGUCAUGGACAUUCUCUGAUCAAGAUCAAGGUUUGGCGGUCUCUGACUGCACAGCAGAUGCCCUUAAGUGUUUAGUACUCCUUGGGCAAAUAUCGCCUGAAAUUGCAGGAGAGAAAGUCAAUGUUCAGCGCUUGUAUGAGGCUGUUGAUAUCUGCCUUUAUCAUCAAAGUCCCAAGAGUGGCGGGUUUUCUGUUUGGGAGCCACCCGUUCCACAACCAUACCUCGAAAUGUUGAACCCCUCUGAAAUCUUUGCAGAUAUUGUUGUAGAAGGAGAGCAAGUAGAAACUACUGGAACUAUAGUCAGUGGCCUUGCAGUCUUCAAACAUCAUUAUCCAGAUUAUAGAUCAAAAGAAGUUAAUGUCUCUAUUGCAAAGGCCGCACAAUACCUUGAAAAUGAGCAGCAAGCAGAUGGAUCAUGGUAUGGGUAUUGGGGAAUUUGCUUCCUCCAUGGUACUUGCUUUGCCCUAUUAGGGCUAACAGCUGCGGGAAAGACUUAUGAGAAUUGUGAAGCCAUCCGUAAAGCUGCUCACUUCAUCCUGUCAAAACAGAACCAUGAGGGUGGCUGGGGAGAAUGCCUUCAAUCUUGCCCAACCAUGAGGUACAUAGCGCUUGAAGGGAACCGUACGAAUUUGGUACAAACAUCAUGGGCAAUGCUAGGGCUUAUGUACACUGGACAGGCUGAGAGAGAUCCAACUCCUUUACACAGAGCAUCAAAGUUAUUGAUCAAUGCACAAAUGGAAGAUGGAGAUUUCCCUCAACAAGAAAUCGGUGGAGCCUUCAUGAAGAAUUGCAUGUUGCACUAUGCACAACAUAGGAGUUAUUUCCCAUUAAUGGCAUUGACAGAGUAUCGCAAUCGUGUGUGGAUGCAAAAAAGCAACUAAAAUUCAAAUAAAAUGUUGCAUGUUUAAUUGUAUGUAGUAUCCAUUUAGCAUCCUAGUUAGCCUGUAAUCAUAUGAUCUGAUAUGAUGUAUACUA